This is a messenger RNA of Periophthalmus magnuspinnatus, 2674 nucleotides long. RefSeq names its product fibrinogen-like 1 (gene fgl1). Lineage: Eukaryota; Metazoa; Chordata; Actinopteri; Gobiiformes; Gobiidae. Bases 38 to 997 code for a protein of 319 amino acids. Gene Ontology annotation, biological process: blood coagulation. The transcript is spliced from 7 exons. The record is from RefSeq and is a predicted model, not a curated record.
UAAAAGCAAAACUGUGACAGAGGAGAAGUUUGUGAACAUGGAGAGAAGGAACAGAGCACUUUUAAUGGGACUGAUCAUCAUCCAGGCGGCAGAGGUGAUUGCAGACAUAUGCUCUGAGGAGGUAUCGCUUCUGAGAGAGAAAGAGAGAGACCUGAGAGUCCAACUGCAGAGACAAGAGCUAAUUAUACAGAGGAUCAAACAAAGAAGAACCAUCAACAACAGAGGAGAGAGAGUGGAACAGCCAGCCAAUUCACAGUACAGGGACUGCUCUGAGGUUUUCAGAGCUGGUUUCAAGUCCAGCGGUUCGUACAGGAUCAGGCUUCAGAACAGUCCUUCCCAGGUCCGAGUUUACUGUGACAUGAGCGGAGGAGGAGGGUGGACCAUUAUACAGAGACGCACCGACGGAUCACAGAGCUUUAACAGGUCCUGGGAGGACUACAAAAAUGGGUUUGGAGAUUUUGAAUCAGAUUUGGGGGAGUUUUGGCUCGGAAAUGAUAACCUGCAUUACCUCACAGCACAAGGGAACUAUUCUCUGAGAAUAAACCUGGAGGAUUUUGAUGGAAACCAUCGCUAUGCAGAGUACACAGCCUUCAGAGUGGGAGAGGAACAGGAUCAGUACCAGCUCUCCUUUGGCGAGUAUGUGGGCACGGCUGGAGACGCUCUCUCAGGGAAGUUUGAAACGGGAGCUGUGUCCUGGUCCAGCCAUCAGGGGGCGAACUUCAGCACCUUUGACCGCGAUAACGACAAUUACAAUGGAAACUGUGCAGAGGAAGAUCAGGGAGGCUGGUGGUUCAACAAGUGUCACUCUACUCACCUGAAUGGGCAGUACUACCCAGGAGGACACUACAGCGCCUGGUCCGAUAAUGGCAUUGUGUGGUUUCCAUGGAGAGGCUGGUGGUACUCACUCAAAGCCACUGUCAUGGAGAUCAGACCCACCGGAUUCAAGAUGGCUGACAUUGAUGACCCCAACACUGUGCAUGCAAAACCCCUCUCCUAAAGGGAGGGGGGGGUUAAGCCUUGGUUUAGAACUGGUUUAGACCUGAAGACUGCAAUUAGAGUUGCAAAAAUGCACAUGUGAUACAGGAAGGACAGUCUAGAAAGAAAUGAGAAAUGCAAACAUUUUAAAUCCGUAACCACAAAAUUAUUCCUCCAAAAACAUGAAUGAGUUUCAGCUUCCUGUUAUAUGUAACCAUUUGAGGGCCUUCUCCCCAUUCAAAAUACAUACAAAUUUGUUGUAAUUGCUAAUCACGUAGCAACGGUCUUCAUCAUUCUGGAUCCAUGGAUAACUGAAGUCAAAAUGUUGAAAGAAAGGAAAAACGCCCUCUGCUGGUUACCAUAAUCAGGCUAUCUUUACAGUGGUGUUUGUAUCUGUUUUUUAAUAAUAAUAUUGGGGAUUAUUAAAACUACUUUUCAAAGAAUUAUAAUAUAUUUCUUAAGAUUGUAUAUAAAUUAAAGUUAAAAGUAGCACUACAUAACUUUCCUGAUAGAGGGUCUGCCACCUGGUUGUCUCCACGGAGAUCGUCUUUGCUUUUCUCUGUCUUGGUCCAGUUUGGCAUUAAAACUACAAAUCUCCAUGUAUACAAGCAAGUGACUCUACAAUGCAAAGUCAGAUCUAUGGAGAGAUGACCCUGCUUGCAUGCUUUUCAAGAUGUUGAAUAAACUUAAUUCCAUACUGUGGAAUAUUCCAGGCAAAAUAAUGACAUGCCGAUGGAGACAAAAAGGUAGUGUACAAAGUUACAUAGUGCACCUUUAAGAUACACUUUAUUGUCCCUGUAAUGUAGAGAGUAAAUGAAAGUAUGUAUACCAUUUUAAACCAUUGAUUUGUGCAUUUAUUGUAAAAUACUAGCUUUUAUAGCAAAAGACAAACUUUAAAUCUGUCAACUGGACAAAUCGUUGUAAGAGUGAAGACGUUUUGCUGCUCAUCCAAGCCGCUUCUUCAGUUCUGGUCUGGUAUUAAAGCGACUAGCUUUAAUAUUGUUUAAAGUGGCACAUUCACUGUAGAUCUUUGGCCAGAGGGUGGCAGCAAAGCAUACUUAUUGACAAUGUGUUUUGUUUUUGUUUUUUUGCAGACAUGCUUUUUAAUCUUAAAUACACAAAUUCAUGCUAACUGAAUAUAUCAUGUACAUAUAUAAGGAUUCAUGCUGAGUGUUAAACUGUGAUGACUGUGACUUCAGCAAAUUUGGAAGACUGAAAAUAGGAAGUGCUGAGAGUGAGGGCCUAAAAGAGGAACUCAGAUUUGUACCAAAAGUCUUAACUUUGGAGGAAGACAUUUUCUGGCACUUUCCACUGGCCUGUACUUUUUGUGGAUGAAAGAUAAUGAUCAGAAAGAUUAUUUAUGUUUUUAUUCUAUGCAAAAGAAGUUUUAGAUAAUGCUGCCUGAAGGCUAGUGUUUUGAUCCCACCUCUGAAAAUUCAAUGCUGUUGUGUCAUUGGGGGAAGACACUAACACACACUAUGUCUAUAUAGUUUAUAAACUAUAGUCUAGUCUAAUUUUUGACCCUAUAGUCUUUACCUAACAGAGCAAUAAAAUGGUAUUAAAAUACUUAAUGCUUGCUGAAUUAUCAUAACUAUAUAGAAGCAACUUCAUCUAAUCUUGUAUCUGACCUUUUUGAUUAAUAAAAGGCAAUAAGGGACAUAUUUACUCCCCCCCAAAUAAAAAUCAAUAAAAUGAUUAC